Messenger RNA from Saccharomyces kudriavzevii IFO 1802, 609 nucleotides. RefSeq names its product Emc10p (gene EMC10). The transcript has a single exon. Bases 1 to 609 code for a protein of 202 amino acids. The record is from RefSeq and is a predicted model, not a curated record. NCBI's taxonomy places the organism in Eukaryota, Fungi, Ascomycota, Saccharomycetes, Saccharomycetales, Saccharomycetaceae.
AUGCGGCUACUGCGUAUUUUCUCAUUGGCCAGUGUGGUCCUCGGUGCUGAUAUCUUACAACUAAGCUAUUCAGAUGACAAGAAGGACAUCAUUCCCUUGGGGUCAUUUGAAAUCGACAGUGGAUCAGAUGGGAACAUUACUGUCACAACUGUUGAUGUACAAAACGUACAAGUUUCUGGACAACACUGCUUGAAUGCGGAGAUAAAGGGUAAACUAGAUAUGCCAUGUUUCAGCUACAUGAAGCUGGAGACGCCAUUGAGAUACGAUUUGAUUGUAGAUGUGGACGACAACAAUGAGGUAAGCCAAGUGUCUCUUUCAUAUAAUGAAAAGAAUGACGCUAUCGUUGGCAUGGCGAGGUACCCAGAAGCAGGUCCAAGCGCACCAGUUGCUAAAUUGAAGAAAAAAACUAAGACCUAUGCUGACAAGAAGGCUAAUAAGAAUAAGGACGGAAGUACUGCACAAUUCGAGGAGGAUGAAGAAGUUAAGGAGGUCUCUUGGUUUCAAAAGAACUGGAAAAUGUUGCUAGUUGGUCUGUUGAUUUAUAAUGCUGUUGCGGGUUCGAUGAAGAAACAACAACAAAAUACUGGAGCCGCCCAAAAAGCUGAAUAA